CGAGGUCAAAUUAGGCACGUAACGGUAAAUGCAGUACAAGCGCCGGGCACGGCAUGUUCUCUCUCCGCCCACCGCACGCGCGAGGAGGGAGAUCGAUUUGGCAGAUGGAGACUACUGGCACUGGCAGCGUAGCGCUGGCGCGAUCCACCUGCGCUCCAACGGCGGUUCGAGCCCGAGAUCGCCGCCUCGCGCCCCGCUGGGUUCGGUGCCGCGCCGCCGUCUCCAUGCCUCCACCGCCGUCCGUACGCACGGUCGCCAUCCCCUUCUCGGACCUCAAGGAGCGGGGCAAGGAUCUGAGCGGCAAGAUCGAGGAAGGGCUCGGCCCCAACGGGCUCGGCAUCAUCUCCAUUUCCGACGUACCUGAUUUCCCGGUGCUAAGGAAGAAACUUCUGCUGUUGGCACCAAGAGUGGCAAGCCUUUCUGAAGAUGUGAAGGAAGAACUCGAAGACCCAGAUAGCAGAUAUAACUUUGGGUGGAGCCAUGGGAAAGAGAAACUAGAGUCUGGGAAACUUGAUACAUUCAAAGGCUCCUACUAUGCCAACCCAAUUUUGGAUGUCCCUACCAUUGAUGAUGAGCUUGUAAGUAGGUAUCCAUCAUACUGCCGGCCGAAUAUAUGGCCAUCUGAUCAUCUUCCUGAGCUUGAAACAGCAUUUAAAGCUCUUGGAAAGCUAAUGCUGGAAGUUGGCUUGAUGUUGGCUCGUCAUUGUGAUCUGUAUGUAAUGAGGCAAGGAGUGGGAUCAUAUGAUGGUGAAAGUCUUGAGCAAACAAUUGCUCGCUCAAGGUGUCACAAGGGCCGUCUGCUGUACUAUUUCCCCAGACAAUUUAGCAAACAGAAAGAAGGUGAUUCUGUUUCGUCGUGGUGUGGAUGGCAUACUGAUCAUGGAUCUCUAACAGGGCUUACAUGUGGCCUGUUUAUGAGAAAUUCAAUCGAGAUCCCCUGCCCAGAUAGUGCAGCUGGGUUGUACAUCAAGACUCGUGACAAUCGAGUAGUUAAGGUUACAUUUGAGGAGGAUGAAUUAGCUUACCAAAUUGGGGAAACCACUGAAAUACUAUCAAGAGGUCGUCUAUGUGCAACUCCACAUUGUGUGCAGGCACCCAGCAGUGAAAAUGCUUCAAAUGUUGAGCGCUCUACUUUCGCAAUGUUCAUGCAACCAGAUUGGAAUCAGACGCUUAAGUUUCCAUCUGAAAUUCCUUAUCACCAAGAGUUGAUCCCACCAAACGGAGCAAUUACAUUCGGGGAGUACUCGGAGAAACUGGUGAACAAGUAUUACGAGGGAAAGACUUGAAUGUCGAGAAAAAACUCCGUAGACCAGUACAGAUACCCUUGGUUCUAGGAAAUGAAAGUUUGUAACUAGUUGCGCCUACAGCCUAUUGCCAAGAUACGCUUUUCCGCGAAAAAAGGAGGAAACUAUUUAUACAUGUACAGCAUAAUACAUUGUAACUGUAAAAAACACAUACAUGCAAAACCAUAGCAGUUGGCGAACUGUGACAAUAUAAGACCAAAUGGUCCACGUGGAGUUGUUAUA
Brachypodium distachyon (stiff brome) is the source of this 1526-nucleotide messenger RNA. RefSeq lists its product as uncharacterized. Bases 54 to 1286 code for a protein of 410 amino acids. The record is from RefSeq and is a predicted model, not a curated record. NCBI's taxonomy places the organism in Eukaryota, Viridiplantae, Streptophyta, Magnoliopsida, Poales, Poaceae. The transcript is spliced from 15 exons.